This is a messenger RNA of Phasianus colchicus (ring-necked pheasant), 9243 nucleotides long. RefSeq names its product N-acyl phosphatidylethanolamine phospholipase D (gene NAPEPLD). Gene Ontology annotation, biological process: N-acylphosphatidylethanolamine metabolic process; N-acylethanolamine metabolic process. The record is from RefSeq and is a predicted model, not a curated record. Gene Ontology annotation, molecular function: zinc ion binding; N-acylphosphatidylethanolamine-specific phospholipase D activity. Lineage: Eukaryota; Metazoa; Chordata; Aves; Galliformes; Phasianidae. Gene Ontology annotation, cellular component: membrane-bounded organelle; cytoplasm.
CCGUCCCGCCGCGGGGCUGCGGACCGCGUUGGCGCCGAGGAGGGUGACGUGGAAGGAGAAGUCCCGCUUCAUCCCCGCCGCCCCCGUGGCCGUGCUCGGGUUUCCCGUGAGCGGACGGGAGGUAACGCCGCAGCAUCGCUCCCGGAGCGACGCGUUAUGUAACCUCCCGGCUAACGCGCUCCGUGGAACUGACGCCUCGGCCGCCGUUCCCGCGGAAAGGGACGCACGGACGGGCGUCUGAGGCCGGCGUUCCUCCUGCGCUGUGUGAUGCAGACGUGAGGUGGUAGAUACUGACAGAGUGAUCUAACGUAAUUAGCUCAGUCAAAUAAUCUGAAUGAUCGGUAAUUAUCUCUAGUAAAGGCUUAGGCAAAGUAUUCCUUGAAUAUCUUGGCUGCAUGCGGCUGUGUCCGUGUUAGACUUCAGCUGAAGAGAUUUUUCUAGCGAUGAUCGUGAUUUAUUUUCAGUUACCGAAUAGCAAGUCUGAAGCAAGUUCUCAGCCUCUCAUUUGAAGUACAGUUUGCGUUUAGGACUUUCCUUUUUAUUUUUCAAAUGACAACAAAGAAAGCGACAUCAAAAAAUAAAGGUCAGAACAGGAAAGUAAGUGAUUUCAUCACUUUUCUGACAGAAGGCUUUUGAAAACAGCCAUGGAUUUUUCUUCACAGUAGCUACUUUACCAGCUAAUGAGGUAGGAAGCCUGAUUAAUUUUACAGAUACGAACCACAAAUAAGAUAAAUUUAAAUACUGCUUUGAGAAUCGUUGCAGCAAUUGCUUGAGAAAUGCCCGAGAUGGCCUGAAAAUGGAAUCCCUGUCACAAGAAGAUGAUGGGCGGACUGAGAAGCCCACUUUGAUGCGUGGUAAAGAGGAGGAAGUUAGGGUUGGAAGUGGAACUGGUACAAAUAGCAGCGAAUGGGGCUUUGGCUUGGUUCAAAUCAAAAGAGAUCUGUGGCCUUUUGAAAAGGAAGCAUUCCAGUAUUGUUAUUUUCUUCCUUUGUGUAGGCUAAGUGGAUUUGAGGAAUUACCUCAGCAGAAACCUGCUGUUUCCUUAACCUCUGUGAGCCCGAGAUUGCAACAGAACUGCUAAUUCAAAAUUCAGGUUUUUUUCCUGUUUUGUCUGCGAUGAAGAAAAUGCUAAUGCUGUCAUAUGAAUUAGUGCCUUUAUGUAUAACACAUGCAGUGAAAUUACUUUUUUUCUUUUGGUCACAUCUGUAAAUCCAUUCCUGAUAUCAGUUUGAUUUUUUGGUCAAUUACUGUACGUUUUUAGCUUGUAGCUGGGAUCCUCAUUCUAACACACUCGGAGCACAACUGUGGUAAAUCACUUGGUCAUCCAGCCUGUACGUGCAGCUGGAGGCUUGAAUGAAAGGGAUUUUUUCUGUAUGGCAGACAUUGUACAUGGUUUGAAUAUUCUUAGAAAACCUUGGAGUUGAGUCAUAUUAUUUCUUGUUUGCAUGUAAUAUAUUAGUGCAUAUAUUAGCAGCUAUAUAAAGGAGGUAUAAUAUGGAUUUAGAUAACCUAUAACUGCACCGAAAUGGAUAGCUCUCACAGAGUUGUUCAGCAAAGAGAACUGGAUGUUACCAAGUGACACCAUGAGGACACUUGGCUGCACUCCUCUGGUGUCCCCGUUGUGAGAAAUAAGGUUUGGUGUGGUGUUGUGCAAGGGAGUGGUCAGGUGGUGAGGAAUAAGGCUGUGGAUGUAUAUUGAGAGAUUUUUCUCUCUUGGGUAAGACCUGCUAGUGAAGCUGGUGCUGGUGGAACUCUCUGCUGAGCAAGGUUUGUUGUAAGGUGUCGAUUUUUCAUUGCUUGUAACGUUUGGAAGUAAUUUAAUUUGUUUUCACUGAAGGCUCCCAUGCUGUGGGCUGGUUUCUGAAGGAAGGUUUCAGUGCGGUUCAGCUAUUUCUGAUGAUGAAAUUGUGGCAAUAAUGAGUUGUUUGUGAGGAUCUAUUUAGACUUGUUAAAAUGAAACACUUUGUCUCCUGAAAACUCCUACGUAUUUAGAAUGGUGCCUUGAAAAUUAGUAGAUGGCUCACAUUUAUGUUGGAAAUGUGCCUUGCCUCGUUCAGAGGGGGAAAACAAACAAACUGCCUUAACAUGAAUGCUUUUGUUGUUGACUAACAACAGAAGCACUUCACAUUUCUUUUAGAGUACUUAGGGAGGCCUCCUGUGGUUGUGGGGAUAGAGAAAAAGGCUGUUUGUAUAUGGGGGGAAAAGGGCGAUGCCUUGGAAUAUUCCCAGUUUCCUUCCAUAUUUGUGUUGUUCUGUAUCUAGUGUUCUACUACUUAUCAUUCAGAAAUUGUAUGUUUGGGAAGGCUGAUCACCUCAUAGCUUAACUCUUGUGAAAGGUGGUCUUUGAACAGCUGCAUUCAAGAAAAACAUUUAUUCAGUAAAGAAAAACUUUAUUUUCCUUUCAUUAAAUGAUGUGAAGAUGAUUUAUUUGGAUUUCAAUGCAUCUGAGGUCAAAUGUUGUAGUUUUGUCAAAUCCAUUUGGCUAAGGGGAGUGUGCAUGUACAUAGAAAGAGAGAAAGGAUGUUAUUUGGAUAAGCAGAAAUUGAGCAUAUGAUGAAAUCCAAGUGUGAAAGUAGAUUAGAAAAGAAUUUAGGAAAUGUUUUUAUAUUACAUAGAAAUCACAUUGGAUACUGUGUGCUUAGACUUUGAACUGAAGAGAGGGAAUUAAGUGAACCUGCAUUUAAAUAUGUAUAUAAACAAAAAUGUGUGUCUAUUGACUUAGCAAUGAAGCAAUUGUUUAAUGCUCAGGCAUUGCUGCACUUCCUGGAUAACUGAGGCUUUGCAGGCUUUAAAGGAUUAUUUUCAGUGUGAGCCUAGAGAAAGUUUGCAUAGCAGUUUGUUCCUUUCUGGCAUGGAGAGAGAGAAGGAAAAAAGAAAAUAAAAAAAGCUUUGUAAAUGAGGUGGAGAUAGCGACUGAGGAGCUGCAGAUGUAAAAAUACCAGCACUGAAUAGAAAUGAACUGCUUCAAGUCCUGCUUUACCAUGUGAAUCCUAUGGAUAAAGGUGUUGGCAGGACUUCUGUGCACUUCUAUGAAACAGUUCUUACCUGCCUUUCUUUCUACCAUAGUAUGUUCAUAUAGAACCUUAGUCUCAUUAAGUGUGGUAGUGUGGUGUUGUUUUGUUUUAGUUAUAUCUAAUUGACAUAGGAUGUUAGGCAGGGAGCCCUCUGCCCUUAGGACAGAGUGCCAGCCUUUAAAACUUCAUUGUAGUUGAGAAAAACCUGUGCUAACAGCACAGCAUCAGAAUCACAUAAUGGCUUAAAAUACUAAACCCAAGCUGUGUUGUCUGUUAAUGCAUCUGAGUGGCUAAAGUGUGUUUGUAAAUACUGAACUUUAAAGUUUGAUCAUUUCUUCUAACUGUAAGCUUUGUGCUGGAAGGGUUUGUGUCUGUGAUUAAUUGUGUUCACAUCAGGAGACCAGCUAAUGAACAGCUCGUCCACUCCAGCAGGCAUUUAUGCAGAGCUGAUGCCAGAACACAGAGCUGGGACUGGAUCCUGUGGCUGGAUGUGUACAGUGAAGGGUUUGCUUUUUUAGAACAGCUUCAUUAGAAUUCCUUGCAGCUGUGAGGGGCUGUCCAUGGAGAUUAUCCUUGCUGCUGGAGUCCAAAGGUUAUCUGUACUCAGCUGUGUGCAUGGGCUGUCUUCUGGUAUUUUUCUGUUGACUUUAAAAAUCGUCUGUGUUUUGAGUCACCAUCCAGUGGUUGUCUUGCAUGCCAUACUGCAGCCAUACUGCAUGAACUUUGCUUCUGUGUGUGGUCAGCUGGAGGUCUGUAUAGCACAGCAGGCAAGAAAACUUUAAUUACAGCUCCAGAAUGUGCAUCCCCCAUUCUUCCUGAUGCAUUAACUAGAAAUAGGAAAUGGGUUGUUUAGAAAGAGAGUACAGUAAAAUGCUUCACAGUGAAGGGAGAAGUGACUCCUCCUUUCCUUCUGCCUUCUCCAGGAACAGCACAGAGCAGCACUGCUCUUACACUGAAUCUUAACAGUGGUCCCAUAUGUGUCCAACCCACUAGCUUUAUGUUUUUGUUGCCCUCUAUUUUUCUGUCUCUCUCUCUAUAUAUAAUUUAUAUUUUAAUACAUACAUUAACAGUAUUAUGUAUUUUAUACGUGGUCUAAGACAGUUCCUUUUCACUCAUCAUGAUCCAGGCAAACCAAAAAGCUGGACACUCGUGGUAGAUUGAGUUUUUAAAUGUGAUAGCCAUAUGUCUGCUCUUGGAAACAGAGAUUCAAAAGAUGAGGAUUGAGAAGGAAAUAAUUUGUUUUAAUAGGCAUGUGUAGGUAAAGACAGUGGAGGCUGGGUCUGUCAUCUCUGUUCAUAUGCAUGGUUCCUGUAGGCAACUACUAUCAUGUAGCAUCAUAAACUAGAGAAUACACAUGUUGCAGCAAAAUUCUGUAAUGCUAAGUACAAGGCAUAAACACGUUGGGGGCUAUAAAACCCUGUCCGUAUUGGACAGGGACAGUCAGCCAGCUGGGGCACCUGGAUGGCAAAGGGAUGGUUGCUGCGAGUUAUCCCAGUUCCAGGAAGAGGCAGCUUCGUGCAGUUUCUGCAAGUCCAGAGCUGAUCACAGCACUGAGAAAUAGCUGGCUCCAGGUACUGCUGGUGGAUCUGACUAAUGCCUGUUUGCAUUUGUAUCUGAGGGCACAGGAGGAUGUAGCUGAUAGCACCUGUAAUUGCUGUGAAUAACUUCCUGUUGGCUUGGCACCCUCCCCUGCCUGAGCCAGUUUGUUGGUAAAUCCUUGAGUGCUUAUACAGUGAUCUGGGUGGAAAUAAGGGCUUCUGUAGGGGACGGGAUGGUAAGGAGUGACUGCUGUAUCAGCUCCUUGGGGGGAUUCACCAUGUGAACACGUUUGUUUGUUUUUUUGUGUGGUUUUUUUUUUGCAAGCUAGAGGAGUACUGAGAACAGAGGUGGGUUGGCUGGCAGUGCUGCCUGCUGAGGCAAUGCAGCUGUUUUAAGUUGCGUCACACUUGCUUUAUUGGUAAUUAAUUUUUUUUUCUCAGUAAUGACUAAAUAAAGCUGUGUAUUGUUGGUCCUCACAUCUAGAUUCAUCCUAGUUCUUAGAGGUUUUCAUAGAGAGGGCUAUUUUUGCUUUUGUUAUUAACUCAGUUAUUUGUCUUUCUGUAAUAUCACACAAAGUCAUGAUAGUCAGGAUACUUGCAGGUGGUUCAAAAGAGCAGGGAAGGAACAGCUUGCAGCUUACACCUGUACAUGCAAGAAGGGAAGAAGACUGGUAGCAUGGGUUUGGGGGAGGAUUGUGGUUAGUUUGAAAAUAACCUGGGGGACAGGAUGUCCCACAGAAUCUUUAGCUGGCUCUUAAAAUAUCAAAUAGUUUGAAUAAAACUUCUGCAGUGCUUGUUCUUGCUUACAACUUUUUACUGGAAAUCUCAAAUAAUAAAAGUAUUCAUAGAUCAGCUAGUUGCAAGCUUGAGAUCUCUGUGUGAAAUCUUAAGACCAAGAGCAUCUGGAAUAAUGCUGUUGCAACUGGCCUGGACAGCCUGAAGUACUUAACAAUAAAGGUUUAAAGGCAUUCAGAAUUUUCCAGUCUCAAACUGUUCAUUAAUUAAUGCAGACAAUUUCAGACUUAAAGGAAAAAUAAAAGCACAGCCAGAACUUAGCUGGCAGUGACUUGAUAUUUUAGUGUGCAGAAGGCUUUUUUUUUUUUUAACUGGUGUGCUGCAUAGUGUUUGCAAAUACCUCUUAGCUGAAAUCCUUUUUUCAGUUGCAAGCCAAAAGCAUGCUUUUUGCAACCAUGAAACGUGUAUACUGAAAAGCAUUUUCUGAGUUGUGUAGCAAUACACAGCUUGCAGAAAGUUCUCACUUUGAUAAGACUUUAGUGUAUGAUAAAAGCACAGACCAAUUCAGUUUGCUGAGUACCGUGCACUGUCCCUUUUAGGUAAUGCACAGUGCAGUUCAAUUCUGGGUGUGAUCUAUAUAGAAGGAUGGCAGUUAGAAAUGAACAAAGAUUGAUUCUUCAAAAACAGAGAUUAGUAGGGAUAUUUGAAAAGCUGGGAAAUGUUUGCAAGGUAAGUAUGAUGUUUUGUUGGAUUCCAGUAAACCGUGGUUUCAUAGUAACUCUUUCUUUUCCUUUGUGGCUUAUGAAUUUGUUAAAUAAGGACCACAUUUCUGUGUAGAAAAGGAUGAAUUUGUUCCAGCAGCCUUCACAGUUAGUGUGUCAGUGCACACACAGUACCUUGUCAGGUACUGAGUAGUGACUGAUAGAGAAGGCUGGCUGGAAGAGGUGGAGACCUGUGCACUAGUUUGUGCAUUGAUGCUUUUCUGCUAAUCAAGUUUAAAUGGUGUGGCUCUUAAAUCUCUACAGAGAGCAUUUUAAAAUUAAAGUUUUAAUGACAGUGCUUCUUAUAACUUCAGUGUAUCCUGCUUUCAAACUUCUUUUGGAACAAAAUUGAGGAACUAUUAGAAUGUUUACAUAAGCUGUUAAUGGUUUUCCUAAAUAUAGAAAAGGCUUAAAGCCAAAAUAUUUCUAUCCAAGCUUUCAGUUAUACAAGCAAUGCUAAAAUAAACAAUUGACACCAAAUCUACUGUCAUAAAAGCUUUUUUUUUUUUUUUUUCUCCAGGAAUAAGCCCAUUUAUCAGAAUGUAAGGCCUGAUUUUCCUUGCCAUGUCCUGCCUCAUCUACAACUUCCUUUGCUUUGCGGGUUCACAAGGGCCCCUUAGCGUUUGCUGCUGGAAAACCAGUUGUGUGAGCUUUGCGUUUUGAUUCAUGUUGUGUUUCAUCCUAUUCAUCCAAAAGGGUUGUUCCCCUCUGUCUAGGGUACCUUCUGGCACCAUGGGUUUGGCAUGACUCAUGGGCUCAUACACUAGUUUGUAUGUGAUGAUGUGUUUCUUUUUCUGAAUGAAGCUAAACCAGUGAAGCAUCGCUGCGUGUGGACAUCAUAGAAGCACAGAAUCAUAGAAUGGUUUGUGUUGGAAGGGACCUUCAAUACCAAGUAGUUCCAGCCCACUCUGGUGGGCACGGUUGCCACCCACUGGGUCAGGUAGUUGUGGAAUGAUCCUGUUUCUCCCUGUCUGAAACCACUGUACCAAUCCCUUUAUCCUUUUUUGUGUUCUCAAAAAAAUAUGGAUAAGAAAACAGAAGAGCCUGCUCCAUCUGCAUCCAGCCAGUACCCUAAGGAAGCAGUGAGGAAACAUCACAACUCAGAUAGAGGAUCCAGGGGCAGUGACUCUUCCAGAGCCUCCAGGAAAAGCUUCAGGCUGGACUACAGGCUAGAAGAAGAUGUAACAAAAUCAAAGAGAGGCAAAGAUGGGAGAUUUGUCAACCCAUGGCCAACAUGGAAGUCACCGACCUUGCCCAAUGUUUUGAAAUGGUGCCUCAUGGAAAAAGAUAACAGCAAUGUGCCAUCUUCAAAACAGGAACUUGACAAAGAGCUUCCAGUGUUAAAACCAUACUUUGUUCAAAACCCAGAACUUGUUGGAAAAACAGGAACUGGUAUGAGAGUCACGUGGUUGGGACAUGCUUCAGUUAUGGUGGAAAUGGAUGAACUGGUAUUUCUCACUGACCCCAUCUUCAGCCAGCGGGCUUCUCCUGUGCAGCUGAUGGGCCCCAAGCGCUUCCGACCACCUCCAUGCACGGUUGACCAGCUCCCCAAAAUAGAUGCUGUUGUCAUCAGCCACACCCACUACGACCAUUUGGACUACAACACUGUCAAAAGUUUAAAUGAACGCUUUGGCAGUGAGCUGCGCUGGUUUGUGCCUCUAGGGCUCUUAGACUGGAUGCAGAGAUGCGGUUGUGAGAAUGUGAUUGAACUGGAUUGGUGGGAAGAGAACUGUGUCCCUGGUCACGAUGCGGUGACUUUUGUCUUUACCCCUUCUCAACACUGGUGCAAAAGGACUGUGACAGAUGACAACAAGGUUCUGUGGGGCAGCUGGUCUGUCUUGGGACCUUGGAAUAGAUUUUUCUUUGCAGGAGAUACCGGAUACUGUGUUGCUUUUGAACAGAUAGGUAAAAGAUUUGGACCUUUUGACCUUGCAGCUAUCCCCAUUGGAGCUUAUGAGCCAAGGUGGUUUAUGAAACAUCAACAUGUGGAUCCUGAAGAAGCAGUAAGAAUCCAUAUCGAUGUUCAAGCAAAGAAGUCUGUAGCAAUUCACUGGGGAACCUUUGCUUUAGCAAAUGAGUAUUACUUGGAUCCUCCAGUUAAACUGAAUGAAGCUCUUGAAAGAUAUGGCUUGAGAAAAGAAGACUUCUUUGUCUUAAAUCAUGGAGAGUCCCAGGACUUGAGUACAAACGAUGGGUCUGAAUAGUAAACCAGCAGCAAUUCCUUGUAAGCCUUGUUUGAUUUGAACGAGUAUUUAAUAUUGCAAAUGUUAAUUUGAUGUACUUUAAGAGUAGAUUAAUUGGAUUUUUAGAUUCCACACGUGUCAGUUUCAUAACUAUAAAGUUCUCAUACAAAUUUCAUUUUACUGUUGUUUUUGUUUUCAUUUUUCAGUUAUAUUCAUUUUAUUAGUUUGUUUACAAAUUUUGGGAGGUGAUCCACCACAACACUGGUUUAUAUAUGAGAUAUUGUAUGGAUAUAACUUGCAGUUUCAACUCUUGCCUGCACCAGUAAUAAACAUUUUUGUUUUUAUUUUAAACUCUUCGUCUAUAACAGCAAUAAUACCUUCAGAACAGGACACAGUCUCAUAAUUAAUGGCUGAUAUUAAUUAUUCAUUGUUAUAUCUCACUCAUUAAUAGUUGAUUUUCAAAUUAUGUCCUGUUCCUCGGUAGCUUCAAAACAUGUUGUAUGGGGCAUCUCCCAAUACAUCUGUGUUAUUAAAGCACAAGCACAGUAAAAUCAUUAUUUUACAGUGUGCUUCUACAUUUUCAUUUACUGAGGAAUCACAGAAGUUGAAUUUUAAAAUGAUCUAAAGAAAUGUGCCUUUAACAGAAAGAGAGAGCUUCAAUACUGCAGCAUCCAUGUGUAAUGCUUAAUGAUGACCAGAAUAUCUGUGCACUUUCAUUGUUUAUGUUUUUAAGUUAGGCCUGAACGUGUCUAAAAUAAUUUUCUUGUCAAAUACUGUACAUGAAAUGGAAGAGUCCAUUAGUGGCACUUGUCUUUGUAUCAACUCAGCCAAUUAAAUACUUUUUUUUUUUAAAGUGAAAAACAUUAAGGGCUGUGGUAAUAUUUCUUAUGGCUUCCUUAUAAUCUUCAAGUUGAAUGAGAGACUUGCUAUUGUAAUACUUGGCUGAACGUAUCUGUAUCAAAUUGCCAUGCUUGUUUACAGAAUUAAAGCCUAUUGUUGCCAAAAACAAAAA